Messenger RNA from Suricata suricatta (meerkat), 1875 nucleotides. It is a transcript of the gene GSDMC, whose product is annotated as gasdermin C. Gene Ontology annotation, biological process: defense response to bacterium; pyroptotic inflammatory response. The record is from RefSeq and is a predicted model, not a curated record. Gene Ontology annotation, molecular function: phosphatidylserine binding; phosphatidylinositol-4-phosphate binding; phosphatidylinositol-4,5-bisphosphate binding. The transcript has 14 exons. Bases 1 to 1875 code for a protein of 624 amino acids. Lineage: Eukaryota; Metazoa; Chordata; Mammalia; Carnivora; Herpestidae.
AUGGCCUGUCAUGUCAUCUUGCCACCAGGGAAAGAGCUUGCCAUGCCCGGGCAGGACCUGAAGCUCGGCCUAAUCUUGCGGCAGCCCGUGAUCUUAGAAAAGGUCCAGCAUUUCACCCUGGUUGCAAGAUGGCGACCGGACCUUUGGCACUGGCCUCGUCACCGAGACGUCGGCCCUGACCGAGGAAGACAAGAACAUCAAGUGGAGUUGAGUCUGGACUCUGCUCAGGCUCUCUUGAGCUUAGAACUGGUGAGGUCUCGAACCAAGAUCGCCAUCAUAAGGGCUGAUAGCUUGGCUCUCACGCCUCCUUGCGCUCUGUCCCCAGCAGCCUCCAGCAUUCCUGAGGAGGGAAAGCCUGGGCGGUCCAGCAGCAACAUGUCCAUGUUUGAGAAUAUUAGUAAGAACGUGGUCAGAGAACUUGGAGACAAAGACCUGAGGCCUGUGAAGAGCCUGAUGAGCGCCAAAAAAUUCCAUCAGUUUUCAAUUUUACAGAGGAAAAAGAAGACUCUCUCACGUUUCUGGGAACCAUCUGAUGCUCCAGUAAAAUACACCCUCAUGGACAUCCUGGAGCCAAGUUCUUCGGUCCCAGAAACAGUCACGGAAACAUAUACCUUCAGUGACACCAUGUUAUGGAAGUACAAGAUGUCUGCAGAUGUGACUGCUGUGCUAGAUGUGAAUGUGUCCGGGGAAAAUGCUAAGUGCCAUGAAUCUUGCCUCCGGUUUCAGGCUGUUGCCACCCCACCCCAAAACUGGAAAGACCUUCUUAAGAGGAAAGUGCUAGACCAGGAGCUGCUAUUUCUGAAGAAAUGUCGGAGCAGAGAAGACAAUCUCUACGUGGUGACAGAGGCUGUAGAGCUGCUCCAUAGCACUGUGCUGCAUGACAUUAGCAGUGUGAAUGCUAUGGGAAAAUUCCUCAUCCCUUGGAUGACUUCUGUCAAGGGGCAAGGCCAGGGGGAGGGUCUCAGAAUGAGAGAGAAGAUGUUGACUCUGCCACAGGGCACGGUGCUGGCCUAUAAGAGGAAGCAGCUGGUUUUUGAGAAGAAUGACAUCCUCUUCUCAGAUGACGACAAGCAGCAAACCUUUCCACAAGAGGAAAUUCGUUGCAAGUCACUCCAAUAUGCCAUUGAUGAAAACGGUCCCCUGUUCACAAUGGAUAUGUCUACUGGAGGCAAGGGUGCUGAUCUGGAGCUGCGAUCAUCUGGAAGAAUACAGAGAGUCCCUUGGCAAGAUUUCAAGCAACUACAUGAGGAGAUUUCCCAGGAAAUGGAGGCCCUAGCCCAGCUCUCAAAGGACACUCAGGAUUCCAUAUUCCAUAAUGUCCUGAACACGCUUGGGAACCGAGAGGCUCUGCAGGACCUCAUGGACAUGCUAGAUGAGGGCUCCCUGGAUCACUUGGAUGACUUUGGUGGCACAAUCCUGAAUGAGAUGCAAGAGGACACAAGAUACAUGUGGAUCCAGGCAAGAUUCCACAUCAUCUACCUCCUCGAAGCCAUAAUGGUGCUGAGUGACACCCAACAUGAUCUGCUGGCCCAGUCCGUGGAAAAGGGGAUCCUGCUCCAGCAGCAAAAGCUGGUAAGGAGCAUCCUGGAGCCCAACUUCGAAUACCCCUGGCACAUCCCCUUCACCCUCAAACCCGAGCUCCUUGCCCCACUCCAGGGUGAGAAUUUGGCCAUCACCUAUGGCCUACUGGAGGAGUGUGGCCUGAAGAUGGAACUGAAUAGCCCCAGGUCAACCUGGGAUCUGGAAGCCAAGCAGCCCCUGUCUGCCCUGUAUGGGACCCUGUCGUUGCUGCAGCAACUGACCGUCAGUCCAGGGAGGCCUGGCCCCACUGCAGUCUAUGCUGGGCGUGUCCCUAAUGAGCUGAGGGGGGUCUAG